UAUUUUUUCCAAAAUUUAUGCAAUCAACGCUUUUAUUUGAGAAUUAAAUUCAGUAGUUCAUGAACUCCCCACGUAAUAUAGAUUGAUUUGCUUACUUGCAUGAACGUAUGGUUGGAGUCCAUUAAAAAAGAAGAGGAAAUAGUAAACGUCAACUAAAAUCAAAAUCGCUUGAGUAUAAAACUACUUUUAAAAUGAGUUUGCUUGCUGAAGUUUUAUUUUCAGCAGAAAAAAUAGAAAUAGAUCAGAUCAAUCAAAAGGUACCAGAAUUGAAAUUGUCUAUUGAGAAGAUAAAAAGUGAAUUAGUUGAAUAUACUGAUAAUGUAUACAUUAAAUAUAGUGGACGUCCAAAAGAAAAUCGAAGUUUACUUCGUACAGCUCAUAAUCUUGAAGAGGAAAUCGGUACGUUACAUAAGCAUGCGGAAAAUGUUACAAAAAAAGAACUCCUAAAAUCAAAUAAAGAACUUGGUGAACAUAUAGAUACUUUGAAAACAAUCGACCUCAGUUUAAAGCUGGUAUUGAAACUUUGUGAAGUAAACGAGAAGCUAAUAGAAUAUACAACUCUGCAAACUCGUAAAGAAUACUUGAAGUGUAAACAGAUAAUAUGCUAUCUAGAAGAUACCUUAGAUGCAAUUCCACAGGAUGAACAAUUACAAAUUGUGGAAGAACUAAAAGGGGUCGUUAGAGAGAGGAGAAUAGGUCUAAUAAAUGAAAUUGAAAAUGUAUUCAAACAAAAAAUUAUCAUAGACAAAGAUGAUAGUGUAGCUACCAUUAAAAUUAUAUCUGUAACUGACUCGUUGGAACAAGCACUUUUAGCAAUGUUUUAUAAUGAAUCUGUAAUUUUUGUACUCAGUAAUUUAGCAAAAUUUUUAUGGAAUAACUUUUUUAUACCUAUUGUCGACAAUAUUGUUGAUAUAAAAUGUGAGCAAAAUGAAAUUUAUUUUCUAAUCAAAUUAGAGAUUAUAGAUAAUAACAAAAAAUCUGUUUAUAAUGAAGUAUUUUCAAAUUUAAAAAUUUUACUAGAAUUCCUUGAAAACUUAAAUUUUCCUCUAAGUUCUACUUUCACAACUUUAGAGUAUAUUGGUUGUGAUAUUAGAGACAACCUAUCAGAAUUACUUAUAAAGCAUUGCUUGGAAGAUACAAUUCCUUCUACAGUUGAAGGUUUAAAAAAUUAUAAAGUAGUUAUAGAAGAAACUGAGAAAUUAGAAGAGACUUUAAGACAACAUAAAAUGUUUGCUGAAAACACAACAUCGCUCAUAGAAUAUGCCAGCAAUAUUGACAUUCUGUUUAUCAAUAAAAAAUGUAAAGAAUAUUCUGUAGAGUCUGAACAGAUUAUGAAAAAAGAUUUACAUAACUUAACAGAAGUUGGAGUGCCUUAUAAUCCAGAUAAUCCAUUGGGUUGUGAAGUAGAUCAAUUUCUACAAUGUUGUGUGUCAAAAAAUGUUUUAGAAUUAUUGAACUAUUGCGAAAAGAUAUUACAAACAGCCAUUAAGGGAACUGAUGUAAAUGCAGGUAGACUGUUAGUAACUGUACAGAAUAUUUUUAGAAAUUAUACAAAAUUUGUGCCUGAAUAUCAUAACAAAAUGCUAAAGACCAUUCCCCAACAAGUAGCACUAUUCCAUAACAAUUGUUUGUAUAUUAGUCAUAAACUGACUGAAUGGAAUGGUAUUUAUUUGAUGAAACUUCCAUCUACUCUAAAUAUUUCUAGUAUAGAUUUCGAAGUAGAAAUAUGCCAAUUACGACAAACAGGUUCAGAGUUAUUUAGUUCAUAUGUCAAAGGACAAAUUAAUCAGAUCAAUGAAAUAAUGAAAGGUAGUGGAUUGGUUGGUGAUAUAAUAAAAGAGUUGCAACCAGUUACUGAAAAAUGUGUCAAACAAUGUCUUAGACAACAAGAAUUAUUAAGAACUGUUUGGCACAAAGUGUUAUCCUAUUCUAUUUAUAAUAAAACAAUAGGAAUAAUACUGAACUCUCUCUGUAAUUGUCUGAUUAAAUCCAUUACAAAUUUUAAUGAUAUAUCUUCGGUUGUGGCAGAGCAGUUAGUUGAAGUUAUCCAAAUUGUUCUUAGUAGGGGACCCAAAUUGUUUACUAAUAGCAGAGAAAUCAGUAUCUAUGUUCCUUUAUGGUACAAAUUGAACGAAAUCAGUUUUGUGUUAAAUUCUAAUUUGAUUGAUAUAAAUGAUAGGUGGGCAGAUGGGAAAGGACCUUUAGCUUUACAGUUCAAACCUCUAGAGCUGAAAAAACUUAUUAUAGCUUUGUUCAAGGCGUCUGAUAGGAGGGACGCAAUGUUGGCUAAGAUUCAAGAUUAAGUUUUUUACAUCUUAUUGCUAUUAUAUAUUUUGAUAAAUUUGUAAUUUCUAUUAAAAAAAUUGUUUUAAUAAAAUACAUUUUAUUUCA
This is a messenger RNA of Diorhabda sublineata, 2391 nucleotides long. RefSeq names its product centromere/kinetochore protein zw10 homolog (gene Zw10). The transcript has a single exon. Gene Ontology annotation, biological process: mitotic spindle assembly checkpoint signaling; endoplasmic reticulum to Golgi vesicle-mediated transport. Gene Ontology annotation, cellular component: RZZ complex. NCBI's taxonomy places the organism in Eukaryota, Metazoa, Arthropoda, Insecta, Coleoptera, Chrysomelidae. Bases 192 to 2303 code for a protein of 703 amino acids. The record is from RefSeq and is a predicted model, not a curated record.